GUGCUGAAUUACUUGUGGGCGUGUGUGCUGUGAGCGAGUAGUAUGUCGGUGAAUUUCGCUCGAUUUGGCAAUGAGUUAAAGUCCGCGUACGAAGACGUCAUCAGCGAUUCGUCGGACACAAACUGGGCGCUGUUCGGUUAUGACAAACAGACGAACGACCUAAAAGUGAUCGAGACUGGAGAUGGGGGCAUCGAGGAAUUGGGCGAAGAGUUUAGCGGCAGUAAAAUACAAUACGGAUGGUGCAAAGUGACCGAUCCAAACACCAACCUGCCAAAGCUUGUUCUUAUCAACUGGUUUGGGGAGGCGGCACCGACAUCACGGAAAGGCGUCUGUCAACGUCAUGUCAACGAUAUUGCCGGAUUUCUAAGGGGUGCUCACGUGACCAUCAAUGCUCGUCACGAAGGUGACGUGGAGGAGAAGGUUGUAUUGGAGAAAGUGUCGAAAUCAUCUGGAGCUCGUUAUGGCUUCCACAAGGAAAAGGCCAGACCAGUGGAACCAUCCGGUCCAGUGGGUUCGGUUUACAAGAAAGCCGACGUACGAGCUGAUAUUGAUGCAAACAAACGAGACCAGUUUUGGUCUGACCAAGAGAAACUUGAGAAAAAGCGUGUUCAAGAGGAACGUAAGGUAAAGAUUGAGGAAGCAAAGAAGCGAGACAGUGAAAUCAAAGAGAGGGAGGCAAGAGAGAGACAACUUCGUGGAGAGAGGGAAGCUGAACGUGCACGAGCAAUUGAUGCACAGAAAGCUCGUGAAAGGGAAGACUAUCGUAGACGUGAAGAAGAAGACAGAGCACAUUACAAAGCUCGCAUGGAGCAGUUGGAUGCUGAAACUGAGAGGGAGAAGCGGCAAGCACACGAGGAAAGACGAAGGUUUAAGCAGCAGGAACGUGAGACAAUUGGUGCUGCAGUGAGGCACACAAAGGAAACUGUCGCUGAGCGAGAAGCCGCUACUCGUCAGGCGGAGGAAGAAGCCGCAGACGCUCAGCGUGCAGUAGAAGAAGCAAGACGUGCAGUGGAAGAGGCAAGGGCCAUGCGAGAUGCAGAGGCACAAGCAGAGGCAGAAGCCGAGGCCGCUGCUGCAGAGGAAGCCGCUCGACAGGCACAAGAAGCAGCCGAGCAAGCACUAGCUGAACAGAGAGAAGCCGAAGAAGCUGCUCGAAUUGAAGCCGAAGAAGCCGAACGAAUUGAAGCCGAAGAAAUCGCUCAACGUGAAGCCGAAGAAGCCGCCAAUCAAGAGAACGUGGGUUACGCAGAAGUUGAAGAAUCUGCCGCUGAUGAAGACAUGUAUGGAAACGCGGCAGUAGAAGAACACCAAGCUCAAUCCCAGGCUGACGAUGCCAUGUAUGGCAAUCUGGAGACGACUGGCGUAGCUCCGGCUCAAGAGCAAGCCGUUGACGAGCACAAAUCGCUGCAAGCGGUUGCUGUAUAUGACUACCAGGCCGCCGAUGACAGUGAAAUUUCGUUCGACCCUGGUGACCUAAUCACGGACAUAGAUCAGGUGGACGAGGGCUGGUGGACUGGCCGAGCUCCUGACAACUCGUACGGAAUGUUUCCUGCCAACUACGUCGAGCUCUGUUGAGACAAACUAUUGUGACAUGCUUUUGUAGUGAUGACGAUGAGGGUGUAGUGUGUAGUUUGUAGGUCUGACUGUCUGUUGUGUUCUCUGCAGUUUCGCUAUUGAAAGUGCGGCAAUGGAUUGUGUCUGAUGAUUGAGCAAAUUUGGAAUCGAAAUUAACGUGUGUGGACUGCA
Messenger RNA from Corticium candelabrum, 1746 nucleotides. Its product is annotated as drebrin-like protein B. The transcript is spliced from 15 exons. Gene Ontology annotation, molecular function: actin filament binding. Bases 43 to 1575 code for a protein of 510 amino acids. Gene Ontology annotation, cellular component: postsynaptic membrane; lamellipodium; site of polarized growth. Gene Ontology annotation, biological process: regulation of actin filament polymerization; postsynaptic actin cytoskeleton organization; positive regulation of axon extension. Lineage: Eukaryota; Metazoa; Porifera; Homoscleromorpha; Homosclerophorida; Plakinidae. The record is from RefSeq and is a predicted model, not a curated record.